This is a messenger RNA of Zeugodacus cucurbitae (melon fly), 1816 nucleotides long. RefSeq lists its product as uncharacterized. NCBI's taxonomy places the organism in Eukaryota, Metazoa, Arthropoda, Insecta, Diptera, Tephritidae. Bases 895 to 1677 code for a protein of 260 amino acids. The record is from RefSeq and is a predicted model, not a curated record. The transcript is spliced from 4 exons.
UUUGAACUGGAAUCUAUAAUAUCCUCUAUAUAAAAAUGAAUACCUAUUUCCCUGGUCUCGUCAUACCUAAAAAUGACUUUACUAAUUUUGUUAAACAAAAAACAAAAUAUAUAUUUUCAUAAUAGUGUUUAUUCCGUAGGGUUCAAUAAUUUCACUUAUAUUUUUACAAAUCGCUAUUGAACAACUGGGCAUUUUGAAGUAAACACUGAGCUCAAAAUCACGCGCGCUCUAGAAAGCUCUAGCCUCUAUACCAUUCACUGCUUCUCUCUAUUCUAAUGCUUUUUUUAUGUUCUGGAGCGUAAAUAAAUAAUGUUGAUGGUUUUCCGACACGGGAACAGACGACAUAUAAUUGGCCAUGUUAAAAACAUUGAUUUUCUAGGUUGAUGCCACAUACACUUAGUCACUACCCUUGCGAUUUAUUUAUUGACAUUGCAAAUGCAAGCCGCACUGGAAACCAUAAACGUUUAAAACUGAAUGGCAUAUCGUUCGGUAUUAUAGGGAUGCGUGGUAUUAAAACAUCUUCACCUUCGUACUUCCCUUUCAAAAUUGUGGCUUCGAUGACGUUGUUCAAUAAAAUCUUCUCCGCAAGCCGGGUGCCAUUACACAGACGUGGCUGGUCUAUGUUCCGUAACAUAAUAAUUGGGGUACUCACAAGGUCUCUUAAAGCAUCGUAAAAUCAUAAAAUCAUAAGUUUUUAUGCUAGUGUAAAAAAUUUGUUGUUGGAUUGCAUACUAAAAUAAGUUUACGCAAAUACAACUCUGAACGCUAUGUAUUCGGUUCGUCAUAACUGAUCAGCUGAUUUCUGUUUACAUCAGUUUGCUUUUGCGUUGUGGUUACAUUUGCAUUUAAAUUUAAAUUUCUUUCAAAUUUCUUUUGUCGAGGGUUUUCGGAAUAAUGGAGCAAUAUAAUGUUAUACAGACAAAAGCAAAACGGGUGCGUUCCAACCCAACCAGAAAGUGGCUGUUUGAUGAAGAAAAGGCGUUGAUUGAAUUUUUGACACAAAACAGGGAUUUUGAGAAGCCAACGUCUCAAAUGGAUUAUAGACGAUUUUCAAAGGAGAGCAACAUUGCAGUGGACUGGAAGCUGACACGCGCGAAGGUUCGUUAUAUGCGUAGAACAUAUAACAAAGCAAAAGCAUGGGAAGGCUCGACAGGUGCAGGGAGUAUGGAAGGCGAAACUAUGAAGGCCACUUUACUUAAAAUGUGUACGUUUUUUUAUGAAAUGGAAGAAAUUUUCGGCAGUAGAGUGGUUGAGUCAGCAGUAAUAAAUGACAGUUUGGAGAACAACGAAAACAAUUCUGAAGUAGACCUCAACGAGUCAGCGUCUUCUGCGGCUGUAUGCGAAGGCGAAUGCAUUGAUAAGACAAUUCGAAAAGGAAUAUAUUCCAGAACUGCGGCAUCAGAUAUUCUGCAAUUUCAGUCUGAAAUGAUACAGCUGAAAAAGCAGAACAUGGAGCAAGAAAUGAGUUUUAAGGAGAAAGAGUUGGAAUUAAGAGAAAGGGAAUUGAGGAUUAAAGAAAAAGAAGUGGAGUUAAGGGAAAAGCAAGAAUUAUUACUAAAAGACAAAGAAAUGGAGAUGAAAGUAAAAGAAUUGGAAAGUAAUGAAAAGCUAAAAAUAAUGGAAAUACAAAUGAAAGAAAGAUUGGCAAUGGAAGAAUUGAAAUACAAAUACAAAUAAGUGGAAGAAUUGGAAGAAGUGGUGUAAGAGAAUUUUAAAUUUCCUGAAAUGAAUUAAUGUACCUGAAUUUUAUUUUUUAUAAUUACUUUUUAUGUUAAUUUUUAAAUAAAAAAAACACAUUUUUAUUUAUGAAUCCUUA